This is a messenger RNA of Glossina fuscipes, 2469 nucleotides long. RefSeq names its product arginine kinase (gene Argk1). NCBI's taxonomy places the organism in Eukaryota, Metazoa, Arthropoda, Insecta, Diptera, Glossinidae. Gene Ontology annotation, molecular function: creatine kinase activity. Gene Ontology annotation, biological process: phosphocreatine biosynthetic process. The transcript has 4 exons. The coding region runs from base 386 to 2092 and encodes 568 amino acids. The record is from RefSeq and is a predicted model, not a curated record.
AUUAUGAAAUUCUUUUCUAUCUAAUAUCAUCAAAUAAAUUUCCAAGCAUUUUUACAAACGAGUAAAACUUAAGCAAACGUGUUGCAAUACAAUAGCGUAGGAAAAAUUCCUUGAAAACUUUUUUUCUAAUUGUCUUUAUUUGCUAUUUGACUUAUACAGUGAAACCGAAAGUGCAAUAAACUAAAGUUACCUUUUGUAUUUUUAAACUUUUCUGCCUUAAGAGCGCAAAGAAAGUAAAAAAAUAAGAAAAAAAAAUAUUAAGUAAAUAAAAUAUAUCAAAAACCAACAACGACGACAACGUUAACAACAACAGCCUAGCCCUAAACGAAUUUCUUUUAUAAAUAACAACAAUUUAUUUAUAAGGUGAGCAAGCGUGCAUGACAAAAUGUUCGCCCUGUGGUAUUUAACUUUUGCUAUUGAUGAAAUGCGCAAACGUUACGGUUGGACUUUUCUUGAUAUUUUCUAUCCGAAAACUAAGACUGUUCCCCCGAAUAAUGUACUCGACAAUAAGCCGACCGUUGUCGCACCGAAAGUGCCUGAGCCUGCAGCCAAACCGGCUACUACCACUGUAACAGUUACUUUAAAACCUACAAAUAAGCCCACCCCAACAACACCAGCAUCCGUUACUUCUCCAACACCCCAAAAACCCUCUUCUUUACCAACACAACAGCCGACAGCGACAAAACCCGAGAUACCAGCACCGUUAGCGAAACCAAGCCCCGAACUCCCUACACCAGUCACUCCUGUUAGUGCUCCUGUUCUUCCUGUUGCUUCUACUAUCCCUGCCAAUACACCCGCAACACCGUUAGCUCCGUUUGCACCAAAAAAAUCGAAUCCCUUCUUGGAGAAUGGUGACGCUUCCUUGAAAGAUGCUUUGGACAAGAAACUUAUGCAAGCUUCCGAUACUGUGGAAACUGUGAAAAAUGAUCUUAAAAAUGCUACCGCCAAUUUUUUGAGCGGCGAAUCAUCUGCACCGUCGCCAACUAAAAAUAUCAAGCCAUCGAAAUCCAGAAAAGACACCAUGGUUGACGCUGCUGUUCUUACUAAAUUGGAAGAGGGCUUUGCCAAAUUGGCUGCAUCUGACUCCAAGUCAUUGUUGAAGAAAUAUUUGACCAAAGAAAUCUUCGACAAUCUUAAGGAGAAGAAAACUCCCACCUUUGGUUCGUCUUUGCUAGAUUGUAUUCAAUCCGGUUUGGAGAAUCAUGAUUCCGGUGUCGGCAUUUAUGCUCCCGAUGCCGAGGCCUAUACAGUAUUUGCCGAUCUCUUUGACCCCAUAAUUGAAGAUUACCAUGGUGGCUUCAAGAAGACCGACAAGCAUCCACCCAGAGAGUUCGGUGACGUUAACUGUUUCAGCAAUUUAGAUCCCAAUAAUGAAUUCAUUAUUUCUACCCGUGUGCGUUGCGGUCGCUCUUUGCAAGGUUAUCCUUUCAAUCCCUGUUUGACUGAAGCCCAAUACAAGGAAAUGGAAGAGAAAGUAUCUUCCACAUUAUCCGGUUUGGAGGGUGAAUUAAAGGGAAAAUUCUAUCCCUUAACUGGAAUGGAAAAGGCAGUGCAGCAACAGCUAAUUGAUGACCAUUUCUUGUUCAAGGAGGGCGAUCGCUUCUUGCAGGCUGCCAACGCUUGUCGUUUCUGGCCCACUGGCCGCGGUAUUUACCAUAACGAUAACAAAACUUUCUUGGUCUGGUGCAAUGAGGAGGAUCAUUUGCGUAUUAUUUCCAUGCAAAUGGGCGGUGAUUUAGGCGAAGUUUACCGUCGUUUAGUCUGUGCUGUCAACGAAAUUGAGAAGCGCCUCCCCUUCAGCCAUGAUGAUCGCUUGGGCUUUUUGACUUUCUGUCCCACUAACUUGGGUACCACCAUUCGUGCAUCUGUACACAUUAAGGUACCCAAAUUAGCUGCCAAUAAGGCAAAAUUGGAAGAAGUCGCGGCCAAAUACAAUUUGCAAGUGCGUGGCACACGCGGUGAGCACACUGAAGCCGAAGGUGGUGUAUACGAUAUCUCCAAUAAGCGCCGCAUGGGUCUUACCGAAUUCGAUGCCGUUAAGGAAAUGAAUGACGGUAUUGCCGAACUUAUCAAGUUGGAGAAGGGUAUGUAAGCUGUCAUCGUUUUCGUACUACGCGGCUACUUUCAUCAUCCACAGCCGUUGAACACGACGUUUGGUGGUUAUGACAAUGACAAUACGUGCUUCUUCUAUUUCUUUCUAUGUUUAAAGCUUUAGCAUUUCUUAUACUAUGAAAUUCUCUUAUAUAUUUCCAGCAUCUUGAAUUUUCAAAAACAUUGUCGUUGUCAACCAUAUUAAGAACCGCCAUCUACCAUCUUUUAAGUUACAAGCAUCUUCUUACAUAUUUAUUAUGAAAUAAAUUUUCUUUGUUUUUUUUUUUUAUUAUUAAUAUUUAAAUAAAUAAGAAACAAGUUCAUGAUGUAUGGAAGAAGAAUUAAAUUAAAUGCGAUAAUUGAAUCGACAUUAAAAAA